Gasterosteus aculeatus aculeatus (three-spined stickleback) is the source of this 2318-nucleotide messenger RNA. RefSeq names its product CD276 molecule (gene cd276). NCBI's taxonomy places the organism in Eukaryota, Metazoa, Chordata, Actinopteri, Perciformes, Gasterosteidae. The record is from RefSeq and is a predicted model, not a curated record. Gene Ontology annotation, biological process: regulation of cytokine production; T cell receptor signaling pathway. Gene Ontology annotation, cellular component: external side of plasma membrane. Gene Ontology annotation, molecular function: signaling receptor binding.
GCUGGACAAAUCAGCAAGGAGGGGUUUCUGGGGAGAACCAAACCUAUGGAACCUGCCCACAACCAAAAAGCCUCACAUCUGCCCUCCAGACAAAGUACGGGCACAUCUGCAGCACUUCUACCGAGCUUUGUCGUAAGAGGAAUGAACCACCCCGGAGAAUAACAUCUGCUGUGCCGCACAGAGGAAAGACUCCACGCCGCUGGACCGAGUCCCGCCCUCCUAAUAUGUUAAUAUCUACGCACGUCGUUGAAGCCCGUUCUCUCUGCCUCUGAAGCUAAACACGUUUGACCAUUCAGAUCCUGUUGAGUUGGUCUCCGUCUGAAAGUCCACACAGCAAAUGGUUCCUCGGCAAGGAAGCAGCUCUCCUGCCCACAUCCUCUCUGCCGAGGCCAUGAAUGGAAAACGUUUUAGUUGAGCGCGAGGAGGGCGCCGUGUCUGAAGGAGUUGACCUGCGGUUCGAAUCCACGCUGGAAAAGCAUGCUGUCCCUCCUGCUUCCCGCAUUGCUGGCCAUCCAAGCUCUGGCCGCGAUGGAAGUGCGAGUGCCGGAGCAGCCGGUGGUGGCGCUGCACGGCAGCGACGCCACGCUCCACUGUUCCUUCAGCCUCGCCAAACCCUUCAACCUGUCCAACCUGACCGUCUUCUGGCAGCUGACGGACACCCAGCAAAGCGUGUACAGUUACUCGGGGGGACGCGACCAGCUGCAGUACCAGGCCGAGAGGUUCGCCAACCGCACCGCCCUAUUCCCCGCUCAGCUGGGCCUCGGCAACGCCUCGCUCCUGCUCAGCAGGGUGGUGGUGGCGGACGAGGGCAGCUACACCUGCUUCGUCAGGGUGCACGACUACGGCAGCGCGGCUUUGCUGCUGCAGGUGGCCGCCCCAUACUCCAAGCCUGUGCUGACUCUGCAGCCUAAAUCCAACCUGCGACCAGGUGAUGAGGUGGCCUUGACCUGCGCGGCCUACGGCGGCUAUCCCGAAGCUAGCGUGAUGUGGCAAAACGGGGGCGGGCAGAACCUGAUAGACAAUGUCACCACUUCAUCGGUGGCCAAUGAGGACGGGCUUUUCUCCAUGACCAGCGUGCUGACCGUCGUGCUCGAGGCCAAUAGCACCUACAGCUGCCGACUGAUAAAUCCACUGCUGGGCGAGGAGGGAAACGCCUCCGUGACAAUCACAGGUCAGAACAUUGCGUUCCCCCCGGUGGCUCUGUGGGUAACUGUUGGCCUGGCCGUGUGUCUGCUGGUGCUGCUAGUUGCCCUGGCUGCUGUCUGCCGCAGGAAGAUCAAGGAGAGCUGCGAGGAGGCCAGGAGAGAAGCUGAAGAGGCCAAGGAACUGGAGGAAGAGGAGUCAAAGACAGCCAUGACGUUACUGAGUAGCUAAGGCAGAGAAAAUAACGGACUCGGUGCUAGACGGUGCGGAGGAGAUGAGUCUGGCAGGUAAUCCCACUCCAUCUAUCCAUCAACCCGGAGACUAUUUCCAGCGUCCCCUACAGAAUGUCAAAGCCUCACGGAGCAGCAGAUGAGUCCAUCAUCCUCUUUCUAAGACCUUCCCUCAAGUUUCCAUCAAAAACAUACAAACACAUCACCUGCCGUUAUUUUCCAUUGCCCUCGCUACCCUUUUGCGUCGGUGGAGGGUCACGGCAAGCGAGUGAGCACAGUUGAGGGGGGGGCGCGCUCCAUACGGCACGCUAGAGGAGAAGCUCCGUUUCAAAAACCCACAGGAUAACCCCCCCUCCCCCAACCCCAACCCCCUCUCCACCCUCUCCUCGAUGACAUCAAUGGGCUGCGAUGGGGCAUGCGCCAGAGAUCCCUUGUCUAAUAGGAAGUGAGACAACUAAAGAGAUGACCCUGCAUCAGUUGCCAUUGCUGCCUCUCUGCCAUAGAGAGAGAGAGAGCGAGCGAGCUGGGCACUCCCAUUACUUCUGCACUUGCUAAUUAGCGUCUGCCGCCGGAGUAACUUGUACCUGUCAGUGUGUGCCGCUCUCCUAUAUUCAGUAACUUGAGGGAAUUGAAAUUGAAUGCCAGUUAGGCUCCAACAAACUGCAAAUGGUGCAUGGGAUACACCCUGAUUCUCUCCCUGACCUGACAGCCUUAUGUGUUUAGAAUUUUUUUUUUUUUUAAUGAACACAGUAUCUCUGCAAGUUUUUACUGCCAGUGUGUAAUGUUUCAUCUAUUCCAAACAAGAGGACACACUGAUUGUUUUUUUGCUUUUUUAUUUUUUAGCUACUCAAGCAAGUCCCUGUGCCAUAUGUAUGAAUGCCAAAGCCAUUUCUGUUCCAGAUAACUCAGUGCCUAUUUACAUUAAAAGAGACAUGGAGAAACUUA